UUAUGGGAAGGGGUAAAUAACACUUGCCUAGUCACUUUCUCAACGGCUCUAGCAUAGCCUUCCUUAGUUCUCUCUUUUGAAGCUGAACAGUCCUACUCACUUUAAUCUCUCCUUGUAUGGAACCUGUAUCCCCUCGUAAUUUCUGUUGUCCUUUUCUGUACCUUUUCCAAUUUUUAUAUACACACUUUCUUUCUCUAUCUGAGAUGGGGCGACCAGGACUGCAUGCAGUACUCAAGGCAUCUGGCAACAAAGUCAGCAGACAGUCUGUGCUCUGCGGAAGCCAGAACAUAGUUCUGAAUGGAAAGACGAUAGUUAUGAAUGAUUGUAUUAUUCGUGGUGAUCUGGCAAACGUAAGAGUUGGACGCCACUGCGUUGUGAAAAGCCGCAGUGUCAUCAGGCCGCCUUUCAAGAAAUUCAGCAAGGGAGUUGCUUUCUUCCCUCUCCACAUUGGUGAUCAUGUCUUUAUAGAAGAAGACUGCGUUGUCAAUGCAGCCCAGAUCGGCUCUUACGUUCACAUAGGCAAAAACUGUGUCAUUGGUCGUAGGUGUGUUUUGAAAGACUGCUGCAAAAUUCUAGCCAACACAGUUCUACCCCCUGAAACCGUGGUCCCGCCUUUUACAGUCUUUUCAGGCUGCCCAGGGCUCUUCUCUGGAGAACUCCCAGAGUGCACCCAAGAGCUGAUGAUGGAUGUUACAAAGAGCUAUUACCAGAAGUUCUUGCCACUUACUCAGGUGGCCUCUGCCAGGGCCUAAAGACCAAGUCACCAGCGAAGACCUCACAAACGCAGCCCUGUUCAAAUCCCCUAGAUCUGGCCCUUUUAACCUCCGUCCUCUGGAGCAUCGCUCUGUCCGGGCUCGUCUCUGAACCUCUGCCUGCUGGCUAGCUGCACUGGCUGGAAUGAUGAAGUGUCCCUAGGUUGGUGCCUGCCACCACUGCCUCCUGGGAGUUGUCGUUUCCUGAUGUCUACCAUUAGCCUGAUACAGGAGAACGAACCACAACUUCCAAGAGGAGGCUUUGCUGCACAGGUCUGGAGCAAACGGCCACAGUGGAGCUAGUUGGCUUUGGGGGCAAUGGAGACUCUGCUACUGGAUUCCUCUGAUCAGGAACCUUUUAAAAACAUUCUCACUUGCUGAAACAAUAAACCAACCCUGCAUUCUGCCACCA
Molecule: messenger RNA, 1164 nt
Organism: Chrysemys picta bellii (western painted turtle)
Lineage: Eukaryota; Metazoa; Chordata; Testudines; Emydidae
Gene: DCTN5
Product: dynactin subunit 5
Cellular component (GO): dynactin complex
Source: RefSeq, a predicted model, not a curated record